GAGUAGGCGUUGGUUCUCUUUGGCAAUAAACUUGAGAAACUUCUCCUGCUCACUAUACUAGUGUACCGAUGGAAGCGCUUUUAGGGUUUAUGGAAGAACCAGGGGAUUAUGAUCAGGUAGAGACGACGUCGUCGUCGUCGUACAGCCACAAAUUGGUGCCGUGGUUGAGCUGGGACGAGUGGCUCUUCGUCUCUGAAUCUCUCUUUUCCAAUUCACCUGAUUCCGUCGCCUCCGCUUUGAGAAGAAUAUCGGCAUGGAGAAGCAGAGGAUGUGUUCCUGCUGUGAUCGAAGUUACAGCUUCAAUAAUCGAAAUUCAGCAAAAAGAUCCUUACUUUAGAAAGGACCAGUCAAAUGUUGCUGUGGGUAAUUGCGGAGCAGAUCAACCCACUGAUUCUUCACUUUCUGAGGAAAUGCUGGCCAUGCUAUAUUGCAUGGCAAUCAUGAGGCUUGUGAAUUGUGUUGUUGAGAAGACACGCAAGAAAAAUGAGGUUUCAAUUGCCGAGGCUGCUGAUGCAAUUGGCAUUCCACGAUCACUGAUUGAUAUACGUCAUGAGGGAUCUCACCGUGAACUUCCCGCUCUUCAGGUUGUUCGUAGUGCUUCAAUUAAGGCCCUUGAUUGGUUGAAGUUUUAUUAUUGGGAACCUCAGAAGAAUGCAAUUCCAUUUCAAGGCACUGGAAGUGCUAACAUCAGAAAUGAAAUAAAGUCAAAGUUCCUUGAAUUGGCUUCCUGCUUGAAAGCUAAAAUGACUCCCCACUUGCGUUCUUCUCAAGUCAAAGAAAAACGUGGUUAUAAAAAAGAAGUUACCAAGAUAUUGAAAAGUCUUGUUGGGUUGUAUUCGUCUUUCUCCUCAGAAGUUGUAUCUGUACUGUUGGAAUUGUUGUUGAACACUAAAAGCUCCUCAGAUUCAUUGGACCUUCCAGUAAACACCCAAAAGGACCUAAGCCUACCUACGUCGUUGAAUGAGUGGAAGCUUGUGAUAACAAAAUUUUCAAAUAAGAAACCAGAGUUACGUCUAGCUCUUCUGAAUGCUGUUCUUGAUAUGAUUGAGACUCAGGAAGGAAUGAUGGGAAGAGGUUUGAACACAUCAUCAGACUCUGGGGCAAAGAUAAGCCAAGUUGAACAUCUCUCUUCUCUGUUUACAUGGCUCAUUAGAAGUUUCAAAGGAUUAAAGCCUCCUGAAAAAGAUUCUGCCGACGAGGUUAAAGUUUCUUCAGCAGAAAAAACUAUCUCGAAAGCAGUUCUGAUGGAUGUCCUACGUAAAUGUCUUCUUGUAUCAGCUUCUGCUAAUAGCCAGCUCAUGAAUUCUGCCCUCCAUCUUGCAAAGCUUACAGGAGACGACUAUCUAGUGCAAAAACUCAACAAACUCUCUUUCUUAGUUUCAUCAAAUUUGGAUGCUACUGAAGAAAACACUUGUGUUGCAAGUUCAAAUAGUAUAUUUGUCCAGCAAGAAAAAUCUAUAAGUCAAGCAGCAAAGAAGCUUGAGUUGAUUAAACGUCACCAAAUGCAGCGCGAAGCAGUGACGGGAACAAGAGAUGCUGAUGUUGGAGGUUCUAAAAGAUGGGUUAUGGCAAAAUCAUGGACCCAGUGUCCUAUUGGAAUGUUGCCUUGUGCUGUUGGGUAUUCCGGCUGUCUGCCUGUUCUGGACUACAAUUGUGCAUCUGAAAAGGAUCCUGAAGAACUUGGAAGAAAUGAGAAGUGGGAACCGAACUCAUCUAGUGGCAAGAGACAAGCUAGUUCUGAUAUGCAGCUACUUGAUAACCCAUGUGUUAAGAAGAUGAGGGGGACUGUGGUAGAUGAUUGUGUAUCAGAUAAGGAGGAUGUUGCAUCCUCAGAAUAUGUCAAUGCCCAUCUCAUGAUCGGUGGUGUCUGGAAGAGAGUUGGGGAAGAAGAAAUACUUGCCAUCAAGUCUGCUGUGAGGAUAUUAGUUUAAUUCAAUACCAGUUUAUUCAUGAUAGAAUAGAUCUAAUUGCGGAAGCUUUUGUAAGUGAUCUAUUCCAGCUUGCCAUUUGAGGUGGGAAUCUGAGUUACAUUAGUCAGUUUUGGUUAAAUUUCAAAAUGAGAAUUGAGGGACUGGAUGAUACAAAAUUUGACAGAUAACAGGCUUAAUGUGCUAGAAUGUAGUAAUUACUAAUCUGAUGUGUUUGUACUUGUGUCAAUAUGUUGUGUUUUUGUCUCUGAUAAUCAACCAUCAUUUUGAAUCA
Molecule: messenger RNA, 2202 nt
Organism: Rosa chinensis
Lineage: Eukaryota; Viridiplantae; Streptophyta; Magnoliopsida; Rosales; Rosaceae
Product: protein LAS1
Exons: 8
Coding region: 69-1931 (620 amino acids)
Biological process (GO): maturation of 5.8S rRNA; maturation of LSU-rRNA
Cellular component (GO): preribosome, large subunit precursor; Las1 complex
Molecular function (GO): endonuclease activity
Source: RefSeq, a predicted model, not a curated record